AUUUUAUUCACAUUAAAAUCUAGAUUAGAUCCACUAAUGAUUCUCAUAUAAACAAUAACAACAUAAGUUCAUUACAAAAACCAAACUCAUUACAGAAAAAAAAAAAAAAUCAAGAACCAUGAAACCACAUUCACUAAUCUUCUUCUUCUUCUUCUUCUUCUUCUUCAUGUACCUGUUUUAUCAACCAUCUGAUUGCCAACAAAAAUACCCAAAUAAUACUCUAAAAAAUUGCACCCACGCCCCUUCAAAAUCAGAUCUCUCAAAAGGGUACCUUUGUAAUGGCCCUGAAAACACUGCAUGCCAAUCUUUUCUAACCUUUCACUCACACCCACCCUACAAUUCACCCUCCAGGAUUGCCCGUCUUUUAGGCUCAGAACCCUCUAGUAUCACCCUGAUCAACGGUUUCUCGUCGAACGACAAGAGUUUGCCCCCCGGAACGCUUGUGAUAGUCCCGGUUUCGUGUUCCUGCUUCGGUAGUGUUUAUCACCACAAGGCUGCAUACACCAUCAGGAAAAAUAAUACAUAUUUUUCAUUGGCAAAUGACACUUUCCAGGGCCUCACAACUUGCCAGGCCUUGAUGAGUCAGAACUACUAUGACCCAACGAGACUUGUCCCGGAUUCAGAGCUGAUGGCGCCGCUCAGAUGUGCCUGUCCAAGUCGAAACCAGACUGCGGAAGGGGUGAGCUCCUUGCUGACUUAUAUGGUAGAAAAAGGUAACACUUCUGCUUCAAUUGGAAAUCGUUUUGGGGUUGAUGAAGACAGCAUCCUGGAGGGUAAUAUGCUGUUGAAAAAUAGCACAAUUUAUCCCUUUACGCCUCUUUUGAUUCCUCUCAAAUGGAAAAGCUGCAAGAAAAGUCCGAAGUAUUUCUAUUGCUAUUGUCCCAAUGGCUUCCUUGCUGAUGGAACACAACAGGGCCUCAAUUGCAGACCUGAUAGCAAAAAAUUCCCAGUCAAGCUGGUCACUCUGUUAGUUGUUUCAGGUGUUGGCAUUGGUUUGGGAUUUUUGUGCAUGUUUCUAUUGGGAUACAAUUUAUGCAAAUUUUUAAGGGAAAGAAGGACCAGAUUAGAAAGGUACAAAUUCUUCAAGCAAAAUGGUGGAUUCUUGCUGCAACAGAGAUUGUCCUCCUAUGGAAGAAGUGAACAAGCUAAAAUAUUUACAGCAGAGGAGCUUCAAAGUGCAACAGACGAUUACAACCAGAGUCGGUUUCUCGGUAAGGGAGGAUUUGGUACUGUGUACAAAGGAUUGUUACCUGAUGGCAGUAUCGUUGCUGUUAAGAAACCAAAUGCAAUUGAUAAAAGCCAGAUUGAGCAAUUCAUAAAUGAAGUCAUCAUUCUAUCGCAAAUCAGUCAUCGAAACAUCGUGAAGCUUCUGGGUUGUUGUUUGGAGACCGAGGUACCCACGCUAGUAUAUGAGUUCAUCCCUAAUGGAACACUUUUUCAUCAUCUUCAUGAUCAUGAACAAGAAUCUUCACUUUCGUGUGUGCAUCGACUCAGAAUUGCUUGCGAUGUUGCAGGAGCAGUAGCUUAUAUGCAUUCUGCAGCCUCAAUCCCCAUUUUUCAUCGCGAUAUCAAAUCUUCCAAUGUACUCCUGGACGAAAAGUAUAGUGCGAAAGUUUCAGAUUUUGGGACUUCAACAUCUAUUCCAGACGACAAAACGCACUUAACCACAGCAGUCCGCGGAACCUUUGGGUACCUGGAUCCUGAGUACUUCCAAUCAAAUCAAUUCACAGAGAAAAGUGAUGUGUAUAGUUUCGGAGUUGUGCUUGUAGAGCUUUUGACCGGUAAACAACCAAUAUCUUUUGCCAUAGACGAAGAAGAGCGGAACCCAAUUGGAUACUUCAUCAAAUUAGCAAAGGAGAACAGACUCCUUGAGGUUUUAGACACAAGAGUAGCGGAAGAAGCCGAGGAAGAAGAAAUUCAAGCAAUUGCAGAGCUAGCAAUGAGAUGUUUGAGAUUGAAAGGGAAAAAGAGACCUACCAUGAAAGAGGUGGCGAUGGAGCUCGAAGGACUGAGAAAAUCUCAGAGAUGCAUAGAAAUCUCCCAAGAUCCUCAGCCAUUGAGAGACGAUGAUCAGAAUGCAUAUGUGCACAGUGCAGAAGAAUCUGGACAAGAAUCAGUAUCAGACAGCAAAUUAUUUCCUCUAUAUAUGGAAUCUUCAUCAUUUUAGACAUCAAUUUAUUUUAGUAAUGUAUGAUUGUGGAAAGUAUAUACAACUUUUGCAAUAGCUAGUUUAAUUCUCGAGAUUAAAAUCUCAGUAA
Messenger RNA from Pistacia vera, 2258 nucleotides. RefSeq names its product wall-associated receptor kinase-like 1. The record is from RefSeq and is a predicted model, not a curated record. Lineage: Eukaryota; Viridiplantae; Streptophyta; Magnoliopsida; Sapindales; Anacardiaceae. Gene Ontology annotation, cellular component: plasma membrane. Gene Ontology annotation, biological process: protein phosphorylation; cell surface receptor signaling pathway. Gene Ontology annotation, molecular function: ATP binding; protein serine/threonine kinase activity. The transcript has 2 exons. Bases 119 to 2167 code for a protein of 682 amino acids.